Molecule: messenger RNA, 3797 nt
Organism: Amoebophrya sp. A120
Lineage: Eukaryota; Dinophyceae; Syndiniales; Amoebophryaceae
Source: the annotation of a GenBank genome assembly
CAGGAAGUAGGGAAUAUAUAAAAAAGAAAAAGCAACACGAUCAUGAUCAGGGCAGGCUAUUCCUGCUGGUGCUGAUCCCACCAGUUUAUAUGAUGAAGUAAACAUCAUCAACACCACAGAGAUGACGACGAAAACUUUCACAACCGGCAGAUCCUGGGUGCGACGUAUAUUAUUGCGUUGUCGGAGACCGAGGCGAUUACAUUAUGAUUGCAUUAGCUAAAGGAGUAAAUACGUCCGAAUUAGUUGGGAUGAGCGACCUUCUGGUUCUCUGGCCUCGGUAAACAAAUUGCUUUUUCGCUGUGGUGACCACUGCCAUUUGUGCAACAAUGCUUGCUUGCGCGAUUGGUGCGGGAAACCCUUCUUGUCGCCAGAAGCUAAAAUGUUGCGCGGUUCUCGUUUCGACGAUUGUUGCUGUGUACCUUAUUGGGUCGGGGUUUUUGUGGUACUACCCGCCGUCUGUGUGGUGGCAUCGAUGGAUGUUGUGUGAUCGCUGGCGGUGGCCGCCGUCGGUGGUAUCCUGUGCAAAAGCAUCGUACUCGUAUUGCAAUCAUGCAUUACAAAUCUUUUUCUUAAGGUAAAUUCGCAUUACAAAUUUUAUUUCUCAUGCUGAGGAAAUUUGCAUUUAUACGAAUACGAUACGUUUGCAGUUCAUAGGUGGCGUUUGCGGACGAUGCAUACCCGAAUGAGCCCCCGUGGAUCACGACCAGAGAGAUGGCUGCAGUCCUCCUGUACCGCGCGCCGACACAUUUCGUGGACUACGUCGUUCGCUCCCCCAGAAAGUUUUUGCACGACGUCUCUGCCUCGCUCGCGGCCCUCCUCGGCUUCCGGUUCGGGGACGUCGUGUAUGACAGUGCACAAUUCCCCCUGCCCUUCAUUUGUCAUGCAAAAUACCCAAUCCACCCUUACCUUAGACUCUUAGCACUGUUUGCAUGACCAGUUCUGGUUGCCCAAAUAGCACUACACUCCAGUGCAAAUUUGUCAUGCAAAACCGGUCUUCUUGCUUAGGCUUGUAUUGCCUCCCCUGUCCGGGUGGGGUUGCGGCUUAAGGGAGAGUCUCGCCCCUUAACCAAAGGGGUGCGUCGUCUCUUCGUGAGAACAAAAACUUAUGGCGUAAAAUGGGUCGGGUCCUGGAUCGUUCUGUAUGUUGGGCUGUCGCGCUCGGCUAGCUGGCUGGGCUGUACUGAUCAGGUGUGGUGGGUAGCUCCCGACUGGUUGGUACUUUUCUUGGGGCGACUUGCCGUGGUAGCGCUCGGCUUUUGUAUGAUGAGCAGGUCGCCGAAAGUGCUUCCUCGCCCACCCCCCGGGUAGGGGAUCCUUGACCUGUGGCGCUGGGAGCGGGUGUCCACUAAAUGAUGAUGAUGAUUGCCGUUCAUGCGAUACAAACGAGGGGGAGGGGGAGUUGUGCACUGUCAUAUCGUGCCACUGCAUCUCCCUUUACGCAUCCGAAGUAGCGAUAAGAAGACCAUGCGUGAGGAUGCUGACGCCGAGGAUCCCUUCUCAAUAGACGAAGCAGCGCCCAUUCUGAAAAAUGCGAAGGAUGGUGCCCUAGAUGAGGCGAAGCUAGAACUACGACUACCCUCAACCUCGAGCAUUACCUCUACCAAGACAGAGGAAAAUAAACAGCGGCGCAGGAGGAGAAAGUUUGUCUAUCGGUCCAAGAUGGGGCAGCAGUGCGCCGAGCAGUUUCACGCUGCCGCGAGGACGCAGCCGGUCCCCGGAAGCGGCGCACAAGCGCGCGAGCAUGAGGAUCGCUGCCGCGCAGGGGGGCCAGGACGAGGGGGACAUCAGCCCGUGGUCGUCACCGCCUACUUCGAUAUGGGUCGGGUAUCGCGCGGCCCGUGCAAGUACCUUUCUAUGAUGCGGCAAGUACUCGGAAUUCGGCGUCCGGUUGUGGCGUUUACGCAGCCGAGAUUCGCCGAGACGAUCCGCGAAAUCCGGCGAGAGGCACUAGCCGCCGGACGCGUAGGAAAAGGAAAUCUAUCUACUUCCAAGACCGCAGCAACAAAUACACCUGGAGAUGACGAGAACGGACACCGGGCCGCCAAAGCCGCCGACGACGGGCCGAGGAAGACUACUACACCAGCACACAAAGACACCAGCCAGACAGCUGCCGCCACAAGCAGAACCAGUAGCGUAAACACUCCCAGAACCUCAUCCCGCGCCGGCUCGCUCUCCUCGCUGUGGGCGUGGAUCACUACGCCCGGAUCUUGGUUUCGACGAAAAUCAACAUUCCAACAGCCAGAACGACGAGGUGACACGGAGGACGACGAGAGUGAAAUCGCGUUAUUUCACCUGGUGGCUAUCGACUCGUGGACCGACUUUCCAGGGACAGCUGAGUUUCGUGAGCAGAUGUGGCUGAACGCAAUGAAUCCAUGGCACUACUUGCAGCUGAUUUGGCGGCAGAGCCACGGACUUAACCGCUACGGCGGCUGGCUUGAAACGACAGUACCGGAAUACGGGCUGUUGCAGCACGCCAAGGUGGAGUUCGUUCGCCGUGCCAUGGAGCUUGUACCCACCGCUUCGCACUUUUUCUGGGUAGACGCCGGAGCAAUGCACGGACAGGUUGCCUUUGCGCGAAAUUGGUGCCCGCGGCGGGCUAUGUUGGAAGGGGCCGACGACAAGGAAAACAAAGCCAUAGGUGGUGGAGUUGUGACCCUGAUUGCGCAACCGGAUAAUUUUUUGAAGCAGCUGAUAAUUGCACUCACGCAGCAGCCGGACCUGCCUCUAGCCCGCGUCGAAGAUUUCGCUCACCCAGAAUUUCAAAAACGGCUGCGAAUGCAUCUCGGGAGCCACGACUUCAAGCGCGGCAACACGACAACAGACGUCACGAGGCCGGGCUCUCUCGUCGAAGACCUAAGCGCGGAAGCCCGAGCGCGAGCAGAGAGCAGGUACUGGAUGUUUGUGCAACACAUUGAGCAACCCGUGGGCACCUUUUGGGGCGGACCAAAAGAGGCAUUGCUGCGGUUUCACGCAAAAUACCUGGCACUGGUUCGCUAUGAAAGUGGCGGAAACACAGAAGUACUCAAAUCAAAAUCAGGGCCGUGGUAUGUAUGAACACCAGAUGAACGUAAGUGCCGUGCUGAGUGAAUCUCGACACAAGGUACUCCCCGUGACGAUGUUAAUAGUGUUGUGUGGUCUUUUUAUGGUGUGAUAUAAUCCACCACGUGUCUCCACUGACAAAAGACGCGCCAGAGGGCACUCCUACUUGAUGUACUUUCCAAGAAAUCCUACGUGGGCACCAUCACGCCCAGACAUGGAGUCCGGAGAAACAGACCGACCAAUGCAAAGGGUCCGCCGAUGAUUGGCUUGAGUACAUCUGUGGCAUUGAUACACGCGAACUCACCUUCCAGAAAAAGCGCACUGACGACGACCAAGCAUUGCUGUGGAUCCUGUGGCUGCGUUUUCCUGAUAUGUUUCAGGUUCUUCGUAUCAAACUCAAACUUGUCUCCGCCCCGCAGCCCAACCUCUAGCAUCUUGCACAGAUGAAAUAAUUAUCCCGUCACUCAUGACGAACAAUGGCUUCAAUUUUUAUGCAUUUGGAAAGAAUCAGAAAUCGAAGCUUCCAAUAUCUAAAUUAGCAUGACUAUGAAAUGACCCUGGUGGAAGGAAUAAAAACGCGCUUUGCCCGCAUAAUGCUGAUUCUAGGGUACUUCUACUUACGGUUGUACCAGAACACGUGAGAAGGUUGUUGCAGUACUACACGUGGGGGGUGCAGGGUACGAGAAAUCGUUUUAAGCUGGAAAGCGUACGGCAGCUGGCACGACGCAGGGGCACUACUGGACUGAAUAUUCACAAGA